Asparagus officinalis (garden asparagus) is the source of this 600-nucleotide messenger RNA. RefSeq names its product homeobox-leucine zipper protein HOX27-like. Gene Ontology annotation, molecular function: DNA binding. Lineage: Eukaryota; Viridiplantae; Streptophyta; Magnoliopsida; Asparagales; Asparagaceae. The transcript is spliced from 4 exons. Bases 1 to 399 code for a protein of 132 amino acids. The record is from RefSeq and is a predicted model, not a curated record.
AUGGUGAAGCGUUUGGGGUUCUUUUUGAUCUGGUUUCAGAAAUUAGGAAAAGAAGAGGACGGGACCGCGAGGACGGUGUCCGUAUGCCCCAACAGCAUAGUCUCCUCCUUCAACGUCGAGUUCUCCGCCGUCGCCGUCGCCGCUGCCGAAGCCGCCGCGUUCGCCGACGAUGGGGAAGCGGAAAGGGCAUCUUCGAGGGCCAGCGAUGAGGACGAGAAUGGGAACUCGAGGAAGAAGCCGAGGUUGUCAAAGGAGCAGUCUGCGUUCUUGGAGGAGAGCUUUAAAGAGCAUAAUACUCUCAACCCGAAGCAGAAGGUUGCUCUUGCUAAGCAGCUUAAUCUGAGGCCAAGGCAAGUGGAAGUUUGGUUUCAAAAUAGAAGAGCAAGCUACUUCUUAUGAAGAGAGGAGGACGGGUCAUAUAUGGAGGCGCGCUUGGUACAAACUCACAAAUUAUGAUGAACUACUUUCAGGUUGUGUUCCUUUAUGCAUUUUAUGUACCACUGAUCUGACUAUGACUUUUAGGUUAGUAGAAAGAGUAUCCAUGCAAUGCUGCCCGUGCUAUUUUUUCCUUCAUCAAAUAAUACAGCUCAAUACGAAAUG